Molecule: messenger RNA, 468 nt
Organism: Caenorhabditis remanei
Lineage: Eukaryota; Metazoa; Nematoda; Chromadorea; Rhabditida; Rhabditidae
Exons: 3
Coding region: 1-468 (155 amino acids)
Source: RefSeq, a predicted model, not a curated record
AUGACGAAUUCCGAGAGACUUGCCAUCCUCUAUGCUCUACAAAUUCCGAUAAGUGAUCAAUUUUUGAAUAUAUGCCGAAAAUUCGCGAAGAUUCAAGUUUCCGAAGAAUUGAUUAUUCAAAGUUAUCAAAUAUUCAAAAAGGAGGAACCAAUCGAUAAUGAUUCUGACACCUAUGAUAUCAUAGGAACGCCUUCAGAGAAUCCAGAUGUCCCGACGACGUCUUCUGCUCGGCGUUCAACUCAUCAGAUAGCUGAAAGCGAGAUUCCAGUCGAAGAAUCUCCAGGAAUACCAGUGGAGAAAUUUCUGUUCGGAAUCCGAGACUUUACUGAGAAGACGUUGACGAAAGAGGAGGAUAGACAGAAGUUUCUGAGGAAAAUCGAUGAGAUUAUUAGAUGUGCGAAGGGAAAGAUCAUCCCAAUCGACGUCGUCACAAGUCUCUUCCAAGCUGCCGUCAACGUUGUCAAGUAG